AUCACCAAAGAUUGGGAAACACGUGAUUACAUCGUUACGUUACAUGUAUUAUGUCAACCAAUAUCGAUCAUGAGGAACAACACGAGAAAUGUGAAAGAUAAAGGUCGAAUUAAUAAAGGUGAUAUUGACGAUAAGCAUCGGGAGAAGAAAUUCGACAAAAAGAAGUACAGAUUACAGAAGUAUAGCAACAAGUAUAAAAUUAAUCAAUGGGAAGAGAAGAGGAAGAAGGCUGUGUUACGAGAAUAUUAUAAAGAACUUAAGAAAGAUCAGCAGAAUUCCGCGGGAACGUCGUCAAAUUUAAGUAAUACAUCCAAAAAUACGAAUGAAACUAGCAAAUUGAAGAAGAACAGUGCUUUCUUCAAAGCUAAACGGGAAUAUCGGCGAAAGCAGGAAGAAAAAAAGAACAGGCUAGAGAAUGCCAUUCGUGUAAAAACAGAACGAGAGGAAGCCCUGAAGAAGUAUAGGGAGAAGAAAUUGCAGAAUUACAAGGUGUUAUCAAAGAAGACGAAGAAGGGGCAGCCUGUCAUGAAGGGCAGGAUAGAAAUGUUGCUGGAAAAAAUACAGCAAAUAACGUAA
Atta colombica is the source of this 576-nucleotide messenger RNA. RefSeq names its product thyroid transcription factor 1-associated protein 26 homolog. Gene Ontology annotation, cellular component: nucleus. Bases 70 to 576 code for a protein of 168 amino acids. The record is from RefSeq and is a predicted model, not a curated record. The transcript is spliced from 3 exons. NCBI's taxonomy places the organism in Eukaryota, Metazoa, Arthropoda, Insecta, Hymenoptera, Formicidae.